AAUUCAUGCGUAUUCUCUAUCUUUUUUUGAGGUGUGAAUGCUUGUCAUUUACAAUGGUAUCGGAAAUAUGGUCCAGUGUUUGUUUAUUGGAUCUUUCAUGUGCCCAUUGUAGUCAUUGUUGACCCAGACAUGGCGAAGAAGGCCUUAAUCACAUUGAAUUUACCAAAGGCUAGUCGUAUUUAUUUCAAAAUUGCAAGUGUGUUUGGGCAGCGUACCUUGGGUCGUGGAGUCUUGACGGAGAUUAAUCAUGAAACCUGGCAUCACAAACGAGUCAUGCUGAACCCAGCAUUUCAUAGAAAGUAUCUCAUGAAUCUGAUGGAAUCCUUCAAUUCAGUAGCAGAGGAAUUUUUAGGGAAACUCCGGGAAAAAGCUGAUGGGAAGACACCAGUGAGAAUGGCAGAUGAAUUUGCGAAAGUUACCCUGGAUAUUAUCGGGAAGGUUGGCUUUGGUAUCAGCCUUGGCACUAUAGCUAAUCCUAACUCCGAAUUUCCACGUGCAGUGUUCAAAGCAUUAAAAGGAGUCGAGUCGAGCUUCCGAAAUCCAUUCUGGAGGCUGCAGUUUUCCAAUUUUCCAUUUCAAAAUUCUGUUAUUAAGGAUAUUAAAUACUUACGAAGCUUUGCCACCAAAGUUAUUGAAGAACGUUGCUCAGCGCUGAGGAACGGAGAGGACACGCCCAAAGAUGUCUUGGAACACAUACUUAGAGAAGCAAUGGAAAAUCCUGAUCUAGAUAUGGAUGAUUUAGUGGAUAAUUUCCUGACAAUUUUUCUUGCAGGACAAGAGACAACUUCCAAUCAGCUGUCAUUUACUUUAUAUGAGAUUUUGGAACAGCCUGAGAUUGAACAACGGAUUUUAAAGGAGUUGGAAGGGAUCAUUGGGAGCCGCAAUGACGUAGAGUAUGAAGACCUGGGUAAACUUGAAUACCUUGGCCAGGUUCUGAAAGAAGGUUUGAGACUCCACCCUCCAAUUGGGGGUGUCCAGCGAAUGCUACUAAAGGAUGAUUCUUUUGGGGGCUACAAACUCCCUGCAAAAACCUCUGUGACUGUGAGUUUUAUUUUACUCCAAAAGUCUCCCAAAUUUUGGGAAAACCCUGAUGUAUUUGACCCAGACAGAUUUUCUCCUUUGCUUAAAGAGAAUAUUUCACAAUCCAUUUAUUUACCAUUCUCUCUUGGACCAAGGUCAUGCAUAGGAAAAACAUUAGCUCAGUUUGAGGCUAAAGUCUUGAUGGCACGAGUGCUACGUGAGUUUAAGUUCGAACUGCUGCCUGGGCAAACUGCCGCAGAAGAAGAAAAUGUAACUCUUAGGCCUAGAGAUGGAGUCCUAUGUACUCUAACAACCAGGAAGUAAUUGGUAAUUAAAAAAUAAUUACAGCAGUACUUCAGAAUGAACUUUUUCAAUUUAGAUAGUAGAAAGAAAUUAUGGAAAGGGCUCUUGCUCUUUAUGACUGCCAAAAUUCACACUGAAUCAGUGAACACAAUUUAUUGAAAACCUUCUGGUUAGUAAUUGAGGUUUAAAUUCUAUUUACAAAAAUAUCCCCUUUUUUCAAAUACCAGUAGUAGUAGUAGUAGUAAUAAUAACAAUAAUAAUGUACAUUUAUUUUUUACUCCAUGCAUGGCUCACAGGUUACGGUUUUUGCCCUGUGUUGCUUGAUUAGAGUGUAGCAUUCAGUUUAAUUCUCUGGGAUAACAAUAAUAAUAUUAAUAAUCAGUGUCUGAUUUCGACAGACAGUUUCUUAUUUUCACUAUAUUAUUUAAAGGAAAAAACAAUGAUUUGCAUUAUGUAUGGGACGUGCUUCUCAAGGCAGAUGUUCUGAUCAAAGAUAGCACCAAUAUUUCAUGCAGAAAAAGAGGGCUUGACUCGAUCUGUGUUUACUUUGAUGUGGUCAGUCAUUGGUUGAGGAAGGUGUUGUGCAUUCAGUAUAAGAAAUUCUGCCUAGUCUCGGUUUACACUAUGAACUAAAGUUCUAUGAAAAUUCCAUCAAUUAAGCUUAUUUUGAACCAUCCAUGUACUAAAGUGUACUACAUUUGACUUAUCUCUUUCAACAAUUUGUAUUUAUUAUAAACUUUGAUAGGUUCAAAGAUACAAGGUAGUAAGAAAGAAGGUAGUAAAGUUAACAUAAUGAUUGUUAUUUUGAAUUUGUGAUUAUUAGCCCUCUUUGUCUUGUGGCUAGCAAAAAAUUAUUUGAACCCUUUACCCUCUGACAUCAGUAUGCAUAUUCUCCAUACUGUUCUCUAUACAUUUCCUAAGGUGCUGACAAGAAGAAUUUAGUUAACAAUCCAGAGCUUAUUCAGUUGGUGAUCAUUUUCUUAACUCUGGUGACCUUAAUUAUUGAUUUAGGGGUGAUAUUGAUUCAGGUGUUAGUUGCUCUUGGGGUUAAAGAAUAAAAUAUUUCUGAAAAUGUGGUUGAUGUAACUUAGGUUGGUAAAGUCUGUAACUGAGCCAAGUGGCCCAUCCACCCCAAGCCUAUCCCAGUUUCCCUAGCAUGAAGCAACUAGGAGUAUUACUACUCCCCCCUGGAUGGGAUGCUAGUCCAUGGCAAGAUUAUCCCCCUGCAUUUCAUCAGCGAGGCUUCCCUGACAAUUCACUGGUACCUGCUGACAGUGUAGAGAGGCUCUGACAGUAAAGUGUUUUACCCAAGAGUGCAACACUAUACCAAUACCAAAUAUUCGAUACCGGUGAUACCAAAGUCAGAUUGGAAAAUGUCGAUACUACUGAAAAAUAUUUAGUGCUUUUGAUACUGCACGUGACCUGCCUCUGCUUUGUCUCAUGCCUUGGGACCAACUGCUGACAAGGAGCCUAAAAGACUCUGGACUAUAGAUUGGGCAGUGACCGACCACCAUAGUGUACCAGUCUUGGUGGCCUGUGAGUGCUACAAGGGUCAACUCUUUGAUGACCAUGAGUUUUGACUUAAGUACAUCCUUAAUCCAACUUUAAAUUUUUGACUGUCUUAUUGACUCUUCUUUAGAGUACUGAACACUGCAGAACUUAAACAGUAGAAGAUAACCCUAUAUUUUGUCAAUCAAAUCACAUGACUUACCGGUACCAUUUAACUCAAUGACGUUACAGUAGCGAUAUCAAAGAAAAAUGUCAGUAUUGUACUCAGUACAGUAUCCAUUUGGAAAAACAGUGUCUGCCUAUCUUUAACAAUUACCCAGCUAGAUCUUGGUGGAGGCACGGUGGCCU
Messenger RNA from Stylophora pistillata, 3180 nucleotides. Its product is annotated as cholesterol 24-hydroxylase. Gene Ontology annotation, biological process: cholesterol catabolic process. Gene Ontology annotation, molecular function: iron ion binding; heme binding; cholesterol 24-hydroxylase activity. NCBI's taxonomy places the organism in Eukaryota, Metazoa, Cnidaria, Anthozoa, Scleractinia, Pocilloporidae. The record is from RefSeq and is a predicted model, not a curated record.